AGAGCGAGAGACAGACAGACAGACAGAGGGAGAGGGAGAGAGAGAGAGAGAGAGAGAGAGAUCACCUGUACACUGAGGUGACGUCACCAGGCUCCAUCGCGAGUCUUCGUCAGAGCGACCAGCAGCGACCGACCCAACAAGUCUACGGGGAUCUACUUUUCUACUUCCCCCCCUGGAAAACAGAAGAAAAAACUCCUUCAGACUCAUCUGAACACGGAGGAAAGGUGCAUACGGUGCCCGGGACAUGUAGCAGACCCACCGGGACCCCGCGGACACCGGAGACAGCAGUUUAGUGUUUAGUGAACGAGUCGCUAGCCUCGGCUAGGCUAACCAACAUGGAGGCGGACCGUGAACCUCUGGGUCUACACUAGUCCCGGUCCAAACUUGUCCUGGUCGACCCCCGGACUGGUCUGAACGGAUCUGGGUCUGAACUAGUCUUGGUCUGGGUCUAAACUAGUCCUGGUUCGGGUCUACACGGGCCCUGGUCUAAAGGAGUCCUGGUUCGAGUCUGCAUGAGUUCAGACGAGACCAGCUGACACAUGGAUUUAAGUUCAAACCGGUUCUAUGAAGUUCGGUGUUAAUGAAGCGGUCUGUGCUAUCGACUAUUCUCUAUGGAUCGUGGACAUGGGUCCUAAGAAGUAAUCCCCAGUGAAGAAGAGAAGUCUAAGGGGGUGGAUGCUCGUCCUGGAGCGAUCCUGUCUGGGAGCACAUUUACAUAUGUUGUGUUUGUGAAUGAGGGUUCAAACUACUACGAAACUGGUUCCUUGUGGAUUAAUAAAGUGCUGUGAAUCCUGAUCAACUUCUGGACAUCAGUGGCUGGUCAUCCACUCCGGGAAUGAAGUUGUGUUCAAGUGCAAACUAUUUCAAGUAGAACGGGUCCACCGUUUAUCCCGACUACAUCUUGAACGCUGCGGUGAGUGGAUGCUGGGACGGCGGGACCAUGAUGUGGAUUACCGCCUAAUCGGCACCGCCACCGGCCGGGAAUCUGAAGGACAUCAAGAUGGAGAAGAGCACUGAAGCGACGUCCCGUACGGGGGAAGCAGUCAAAACGGGGCCAGGCUGGAUGGUACUGGGUUAGAGGAUUUCUUCGGCGGGGUAUUUGAUGGAGACUCGUCUGACAUGCCCAGGAAGGAGCAGCCACUGCCCCAGGGUUGGGAGGAAGCCCGCGACUUUGACGGGAAAGUUUACUACAUUGAUCACAUCCACCAGGCCACCAGCUGGAUCGACCCGAGAGACAGGCAGACCAAACCCCUGUCCUUCGCCGACUGUAUCGGAGAUGAACUUCCCAUCGGCUGGGAGGAGGCCUACGACCCGGUGGUCGGGGCCUACUAUGUCGACCACAACACCAAGAGCACCCAGCUGGAGGACCCGCGGGCCCAGUGGCAGCAGGAGCAGGAGGUGAUGCUGAGGGAGUACCUGGAGGUGGCGCACCACGCCAUCAGCGCCCAGGAGGAGAUCUACCAGGUGAAGGAGCAGCGGCUCCUCCUCGCCCAGCAGGAGUACCAGCUCCUGCACGACACCUGGAGGAACAAGAGCACCUCGCAGACCAGCUUGAACUCUCGCUCGUCCUCGUCCAGCCGCUACGAUCCAGAGAUCCUGAAGGCGGAGAUCAUCACUGCUAAGAGCAGGGUGAACCGGUUGAAGAGAGACCUGUCGUCUAUGAAGCAGGAGCUGCAGUUUAAACAGCAGGGAUUCGAGACUCUGAAAGGGAUCGACCUGAAGGUGUCCAGCUGUCCCCAGGGCUACCAGCCCCAGGAGGCGGAGGCCAUCAUGAAGGAGGUGCACUCCCUGAGGGACGCCAUCUCCUCUGGGGAGAAGGAGAAGCAAGCCCUCAUACAGAAACUGGCGGUGCUGAAGGACGGCUUCCCGCUGGACUCGGGCUCGGAGCAGGAGCUGUGGGGCAGCAGCCUGUCGCUGGGGCCCUCGGAGCUGUCCCUGCCCCGCCUCUACUCUGAGGCCGGCUCGCAGACAGACAUCCCCGCCGAGGUGGGCAGCAGCGCUAACAACCAGCUGGCCGAGAAGGUUCGCCUGAGUCUCAAAUAUGAGGAGGCCAAGAGGAGGAUCUCCGGCGUCGAGGUGCAGAUCGCGCGGCUGGACAGCGAGGCGUGGCCCGGCCUGCUGGACCCGGAGCGCGACCGCCUGAUCCUCAUCAACGAGAAGGAGGAGCUUCUGAAGGAGCUGAGCUACGCCCGCCCGCCGCGCCACCUGCAGCCCAGCGACGCCCAGCGCAUCGAGAGCCAGAAGAAACGCCUGGAGACCGACCUGCAGGCCGCGCGCCACACCCAGAGCAAGGCCCUGACCGAGAGACUGCGUCUCCACUGUAAGAGGAACAAGCUGGUCCGGGACCUGGAGUCCUCUGUCCGCCUGGCUGCCUCGCUACACACCCAGCUGAAGAGCCUGUCGGCCAGCACGCUGUCCUGCUCGUCGGGCAGCAGCCGGGGCUCCCUGGCGACCACCUCCUCGCUAGGCUCCACCUCCUCGCUGAGCUUCAGCGACCUGUACCUGGAGCGGCCCCCCGACAUGGACCCCGACCUGCAGAACAAGCUGGAGCUGCUGCUGGGGGGGGGGUUCCGCCCCUCCAUGGCCAUCACCACCAUCCACGAGCACGAGGUGGUGAGCGGGGCGGGGCCGGGGGCGGGGCCUCACCCCGAGGGGUCCCCGGAGGCGGGGUCGUCACGGCUACAGGCGCUGAGGCUGACGGAGACGCCGCCGCCGCUGUCGGUCGGCUCCCUGUCGCCCCGCUCCUCCCUCUCCUCCCUCUCACCUCCCUGCUCCCCGCUGGCCGCCGCCUCCUUCCUCACCCCGGGGGAGGAGGGGGAGGAGGAGGGGGAGGAGGAGGGGGAGCAGGAGCACGGAGGAGGUGCUGGAGGAGAGGAGGAGGAGGACCUGAGGGAGACCACCCCGCAGGGAGGAGAACUAAGAGAGUCUGCCCCUACCCUCAGGGCCUCAGGGGCGGGGUCUAAUAAUGUGGGCGUGUCCUCUGCCGUGUCUGACGAAUCAGUGGCCGGGGACAGUGGAGUGUAUGAACCAUCAGAACGCAGGCCCGGGCAGCAGCCAUCCUCCCUGCUCCCCGACGACGAGGCCUCGUCCCCGGGCUGCGCUCAGGUCCAGCUGGGCCUCCGCUACCAGGACCAGCGCUUCAGCGUGGCCGUGCUGCAGCUCGCCAACUGCAGCGCCCUCUGUCUGCCGGAGGACCACCACAUGUACGUGCGUGUGGUGGUGCUGCCGUGCUCGGAGAACGCCCGCUGCCUGUUCCGGACGCGCGCCUUCGCCCCCAAGCCCAGCCUGGAGGUCAACGAGGUCUUCGGCCUCAGCAUGUCCCACAAUGCACUGCGGCAGAAGACGCUGCGCGUGGACGUCUGCCACACCAGCAGUUCGGGUCGGGAGAGCUGCCUGGCAGGAGCUCAGGUGAGUCUGGCGGAGGAGAAGUGCAGUGAGAAGAAGAGCAGCAGGUGGUUCAACCUGCUGAGCCACGCUGACGUCACGGAGCUCGCCCCUCAGGUGGAGAAGGCUCCCGCACCAGAACCAGCACAGGAACCAGCUGCAGAAGAAGCGUCAGAAGAAGCUGAUCGGCUCGAUGGACAGCAAGUGGCCGUGUCUAACAGCAUAGGGGCGGGGCCUCACGAGGAAGGGGAGGAGUUACACCCAGAGAGCAGCCAAUGGGCAGCAGAGGAAGAGGUGCAUGAUGAAGAUCAGCAGAGGCCGGGAACCACCACCACCACCACCCCCAUCAAAGAGAGGGUGAACAAGGAGACCAGUACCGGGGGGACGUCGGUGCGGCCCAAGCAGCGGCCCCCGGACCCCAGCCCAGGGGGGGGGCACAUGGUCCAGCAGUCCUUCAUCAGGGGCAACACCGUCAUCAGGUCCAAGACCUUCUCCCCGGGACCCCAGAGCCACUACAUCUGCAGGAUCAACCGUAGUGACAGUGACAGCUCCACUCUCUCCAAGAAGUCUCCGUUCGUCAGGAACGCUUCUGAACGAAGAAGCAUGAGGGUCAAGAAGCCCGUAGUGGCCGGUAAGACCCUGGACGGUCUGCUGCGCACCUCCAUGGACCUGGAGAUGGACCUGCAGGUGUCCAGGACCCGCCAGGCCCGGCUGGACCAGGAGCUGCUGGUCCUGCGGGAGCUGAAGGAGCAGAUGGAGAAGGCCCGGCAGGAGGGCCGCCGGGAGCUGCCCCUCUGGGUGCAGCAGGACCAGAGGUUCAGACAGCUGCUGCGGCGGGCCGAGAGACAGACCCAGGAGGAGCAGCAGCAGGAGCACAGGGUGGAGCAGAUGAUGAAGGCAGCAGCUAAAGACGUCCACAAGAUGACCAGUCGUCAGGAGGUCCCCGAGGUUCAGAACUUCAGAGAUAAGAUGGCGUUCCUCACCAGAGCACGGAGCUCCAUCCCUGACCUCCCCUCCCAUGACGUGUGAGGAACCCCCCCCCCCCCCCUCCCCCGAGCCGGACCAGGAGAACCGGGCAGCGGCCGAGCUGCCACGUCAAGGAACCCAACUCUGCCGGCCGACGACAGAGGUCUCUCCGAGCCCCCGACGCUCUUCCUAGCUUUAGUUUGAAUCCAGUCCGGUUCUAGCUUUAGGUUGGACCAGAAGCUGGGCCUUCAUGCUGCUUCCCCCAGGUUUCAUUAGCAUUCCAGCUGGAUCAGGACUUUAAGCACACACGCGUACGAGCACGGCGGAGGUUCCUCCACAAGGAACAGAUCCGUCACAAGGGGACCUCCUACGUACAGCACAACCCACCCAAAGGGGCUGGAAACACACCUCCCCUUCAGAGGGGAACUCUGAAACACACCUCACCUACAGAGGGGAACUCUGAAACACACCUCGCCUACAUAGUGGGGACGUUUGAGCUCUGAAACACACCUCACCUACAUAGUGGGGACGUUGGAGCUCUGAAACACACCUCACCUACAUAGUGGGGACGUUGGAGCUCUGAAACACACCUCACCUUCAGAGGGGAACUCUGAAACACACCUCACCUACAUAGUGGGGACGUUGGAGCUCUGAGACACACCUCACCUACGUAGUGGGGACGUUGGAGCUCUGAAACCAACCUCACCUUCAGAGUGGGGAUGUUUGAGCUCUGAAACACACCUCACCUUCAUAGUGGGGACGUUGGAGCUCUGAAACACACCUCUCCUUCAGAGUGGAGCUCUGAAACACACCUCACCUUCAUAGUGGGGACGUUGGAGCUCUGAAACACACCUCAACUUCAGAGUGGGGACGUUGGAGCUCUGAAACACACCAGCAAUACUCUUUAGGACAGGAAGGACUGGAUAGGACUGGAUCAGAUCUGGUUAGGACUGGAUCAGGACUGGAUCGAGACUGGAUCAGGUCUGGAUAAGACUGGAUAGGACUGGAUCAGGAGAGAAUGGGAAGUCGAUGCGCUGACAGAAUCCAGCAGCUUACAUGAAGGUGACAUCCUUUGGUUUCUCAUGCACCAGAACCCUGGUACGAUCUCGGUAGUACUGUUACUGUGGUACUGUACUACUCUCGUACUGGUACCGUGGUACUGUACUACUCCAGCACUGGUUCUGUGGUACUCUACUACUCAUACUGUUGUACUCUUCUAUCUAUGCUGUACUCUGAAGAACAUGGCCAGAUCUUCUUGAUCAGUGCUGAGGUUCUGAAGAGGACCACCUGUCGUUACAGCUGCUCAUGAAAUGUUGUUUGUUGUUAAAUGAUGUGCACACUGUAACACACACACACACACACACACACACACACACUGUAACACACACUCACGCAUGCACACACACAGACACUGUAACACAAUCGCACACACACACACACGAGAUAAGUUACUUGAGGGAAGCAGUGAUUAGCUGUCUCUCGAACAAAUGAAGGAAAUAAGAUCACGCCAGUUUACCGCCUUAACUGGCUUCUCAGAGCUCACCGGGUAAAAGGAGAGGUCAGUAUUUACUGCUCCACCAGGAGAUGAAUGGAUGACCCUCAUAGACUGACCAUGUCAGGGUCUGUUCCCCUCCCCCCCCUCUUUCUCUCUCUCUGGUAUAUGAUGCAUCAGAGGAGAGUCCUGACCUUUGGUUGAUUCUCUCACUCUCCCUUUCGAGCUCGCUCACUGUCUCAACCCCUCUCUGUCUCUCUGACCUUGGGUUGGUUCUGUACCGCUGAAAGCUUCAGGAGUUUUCUUUAUGAGGAAGCAGCCAGCGGUCUACAGGGGUUACCGUUGAACCGGUCAGCCGGGCGUCCUAGACCAGAACCACCAGCCACCUCCAGGAGGUACUUGCCGGCUUGCCAGCGGUUCUAUUCCCCGAGUUAAUUUAUGACUUGAGCGAGGCACCGCGCCACAGCGCGCGGGUUCAACGCUCCACCUGGACCUGGGCGCGGUCCUCCUUGCCUCCACCCAGGUCCCUCCAGAUGAACGGUUGCCGUAGUAACGGCGGCAUGGAGCCGUCCGUUUGGAAGACAACGAUGUGAUCCCAGGAGCGUCUCCCUUCCUGUCAGGAGAGAGAGAGUGAGCGUGUGUAGGGUUAUGAUGUCACUUCCUGUAUCUGAUAGUGCAGGUGACUGGUGGAGCGGACGUGCGGAAGGAGUAGGGAGGAGGAGCAGGUGGGGGGGGGGGGGAGAGGUCUGGGUGUGUGUGUGCGUGCGAGGGGGAGAGAGCCCCGUGUGUGAGAGAGAGGGCGAGCUACAGUGUAGAUUAUCAGUAAACCAUAAGGAAUAAGUAUCACUUCUGAAGUACCUGAUUUUACCUUUCGUUUAGUCGUUCUCAUGCAAAGGUUUACCUUUGCGCGUUACUCCUUGUUUUUCUGUCGUAGUGUCGUCGUAAAGUAGGCUUUGAUUUGAUGCGCACCAUUCCAACGUUGAUCUCGUUCGUUAUCAGCAAUAUAUGCGAUGUGUUACGAUCAAUUAAAAUAUGUCUUGAUUGACGGAAUGUUCGAUCAGAAAUGAAUGUAGGCCAUCGUAUAUCUUUUUGUAUAUAAUUUGUUUGUGUUUUUUGUUUUUUUUAAACCACUGAGAACCUUGUUUAGUCACGUGACUUCUCCGGUCGACACGUAGUCGAUGACUCACACGCGGUUAACCUUAAUUGAAGUGAUUCUCUUCCUGUCGAGUCCCUCGCGUGUGUCUGGUGGCUGCGGCCAAUAGGUGGCGCCAGAUAUACCCACCAGGUAUUUAUUGCACUUUGUGAUUUGGGUGUUGCUUUAAAUGUUUUCCUCUCCUCAACUCUUUUCUCCCCUCGAAAACUGUGAAUUUUAAUCUCAGACACUGUACUGUCCACCAGAGUUGUAAAUAUUUCACCAGCACGAAGAAGACUCAACAACAAUGUUUUAUAGCUUCACAACAAAUAAAAACAAAAUAUUCUCUCCUAUUUUAA
This is a messenger RNA of Gadus macrocephalus (Pacific cod), 7333 nucleotides long. It is a transcript of the gene wwc1, whose product is annotated as WW and C2 domain containing 1. Gene Ontology annotation, molecular function: molecular adaptor activity; kinase binding. The record is from RefSeq and is a predicted model, not a curated record. The coding region runs from base 1120 to 4413 and encodes 1097 amino acids. The transcript is spliced from 22 exons. Lineage: Eukaryota; Metazoa; Chordata; Actinopteri; Gadiformes; Gadidae. Gene Ontology annotation, cellular component: cytoplasm. Gene Ontology annotation, biological process: regulation of hippo signaling; negative regulation of organ growth; cell migration.